Molecule: messenger RNA, 1341 nt
Organism: Cynara cardunculus var. scolymus (artichoke)
Lineage: Eukaryota; Viridiplantae; Streptophyta; Magnoliopsida; Asterales; Asteraceae
Product: cycloartenol-C-24-methyltransferase
Exons: 14
Coding region: 118-1146 (342 amino acids)
Biological process (GO): sterol biosynthetic process
Cellular component (GO): endoplasmic reticulum
Molecular function (GO): sterol 24-C-methyltransferase activity
Source: RefSeq, a predicted model, not a curated record
CUUCACGCUCCCAUCACAACACUCCAUUUCUCUCUCAUUCCUCCAAACUCUUUUGCAUUUCUACUCUUCAUCCAUCGAUCUCAGAUCCUGCCUUCUCAUUUUGACGAUUGAGUAGAGAUGUCGAAAGCUGGAGCAUUUGAUCUUGCAUCUGGACUCGGUGGCAAAAUCGAGAAAGAUGACGUCCUUUCCGCCGUCGAUAAGUAUGAAAAGUAUCAUGCGAGUUUUGGAGGUGUGGAGGAAGACAGAAAGGCUAACUACACUGACAUGGUUAACAAAUAUUAUGAUCUUGUCACAAGCUUCUACGAGUAUGGUUGGGGAGAAUCAUUUCAUUUUGCCCCAAGAUGGAAAGGGGAAUCACUUCGAGAAAGCAUUAAGCGACAUGAACAUUUUCUUGCUUUACAGUUAGGCUUGAAGCCUGGACAAAAGGUGUUGGAUGUAGGGUGCGGAAUUGGUGGGCCAUUGAGAGAAAUUGCUCGAUUUAGUUCCACAUCUGUGAUGGGCAUAAACAACAACGAAUAUCAGAUAACAAGAGGAAAGGUGUUGAACCGCGUUGCAGGAGUAGAAAGGACCUGUGACUUUACAAAGGCUGAUUUCAUGAAGAUGCCAUUUCCUGAAAACAAUUUUGAUGCAGUUUAUGCAAUUGAGGCUACUUGUCAUGCUCCAGAUGCGGUUGGAUGCUACAAAGAGAUAUUUAGAGUUUUGAAGCCAGGUCAGUCUUUUGCUGCAUAUGAGUGGUGCAUGACUGAUGCAUUUGACCCCAAUAACCAAGAGCACCAAAAAAUCAAGGCAGAAAUCGAGAUUGGUGAUGGCCUUCCGGACAUAAGAUCAACUAGACAAUGUCUUGCAGCUCUAAAAGAAGCAGGUUUUGAGGUUAUAUGGGAGCAAGAUCUCGCCAAAGAUUCACCCCUUCCCUGGUACUUGCCCUUGGAUACAAGCCAUUUCUCUCUCAGCAGUUUUCGUCUAACAGCUGCUGGACGCUUCUUCACAAAGAAUAUGGUCAUGGCCCUUGAAUAUAUCGGACUUGCCCCUAAAGGAAGCCAGAGGGUUCAAUCCUUCUUAGAGAAAGCUGCAGAAGGGCUUGUUGCUGGUGGAAAGAAGGAGAUCUUCACACCACUGUAUUUCUUCCUGGCACGGAAGCCACAAUAGGACGAUGACCCGAAGCAGAAGUAUGAUUGUGUUGGCCAGCUAGUGUGAAUGAAGUUUGUUAACAGUUACUUAGGUGGUUGACAUUUUCUUUGUGAGGUUUGUUUGGUUUAGAUGUUUUUGAAGCACUUUUGAUCUUUUUGAGUAGGAACACAUCAAAUUGCGGUCUUUUGUUUAAGAUUGUCUUGUGCUGCAGCA